Emiliania huxleyi CCMP1516 is the source of this 2093-nucleotide messenger RNA. RefSeq lists its product as hypothetical. Lineage: Eukaryota; Haptophyta; Isochrysidales; Noelaerhabdaceae. Bases 35 to 1666 code for a protein of 543 amino acids. The transcript has 8 exons. The record is from RefSeq and is a predicted model, not a curated record.
CGGCUCGAGCCGCGCUCCCUGGGUCCUCGCCGCAAUGCUGUCGGUCGCCACCUUGGUCCUUUCCGACGCCUACGACCGGCUGAACGCCGGCGCGAACCUCGAGAAGCAAAGGGAAAGAGCAAAGCAAGGCGGUUACCUUCUCUCCGCGCCGUGUGCGGCAGCCGAGGAGACGGGCGCCUGCGAGAUGCAGGUGUGCAUCCGGUCCGCGGCCAACUUGCCCGGCCGGGUCGAUUCCUGGCCGCGCAAGCCCGCGCCGGAAAGCUGGGUGAAGGUCGAACUCGGUGGUCGCCUCGUAUGCAAGACCGGCAAGCACGACAACAACGAGACGCCGCUCUGGGACAUGUGCUGCCACGUCCACGGCCACCACGAGCACUCCGAGUACUUCUUCUCCGUCUUCGACUCUGACCUCACCGGCGACGAGGCGGACUGGCUCGGCACCGCGGUGCUGCCCGCCAACUCGACGGCCGGCUCCUACGUGCUCGCCCUCUCGGGAGGCGAGUUCGAGAUCGACGCCGACGCGCCGGCGCCCACCCUGACCGUCAGCAUCCCGCUCUUCCCGCCGCCGCCGCCGCCGCCGCAGAACAUCGACGCCGUCAAGGUUGGCGGCGGGGCGACCGACAAGCUCCUCUUUGACGAAGCCAAGGCUGGCGCCGAGGCGCAGCGGCGGCGCAAGGGCCCCGAGUGCGUCGCGGCCGCGCACGAGCUACGCAAGUACCUGUGCGUCAUGUCGGCCAAGGGGCUCGUCGAGGCGGACUACUUCCCGCGCGUGGGCAAGUACCGCUACCCGGACAGCUGGGUCAAGAUCUCGACCUUCCGCGAGGAGAACGAGCGCAUCGGACUGAGCCCCGAGUUUGUGACAUACGCGCUGACGCACGGCGACGAGGCGACGCGCCAGAAGGUGUACCGCGCGACCGAGGAGCACACGGCCGUGAUGACGACGCAGAUGGAGGAGGACAUCCUCUCCAACCUCGAGAAGGAGGACGAGGUCGCCGAGGCGCACAACGACCGGCCGGGCACGGUGCCGACGUACGAGUGCGCGACGCACGUCGUCUCCAACUCGCUCGAGCCGAACUGGUCGAGCUGCUGCGACAUCACCGAGGCGGAGGGGAAGGCCUUCCUCCUCGAGCUCUUCGAUGAGGACUCGUUCUACUUCGUGAACGACUACAUGGGUGCCAACCUGAUGACAGACCUCGAGGAGGGGCAGUACGAGCUGCCCAUCCUCGGCGGCGUCGCGGGCCACACCGACGCAGGCGCCUACUUCAACGUGCAGGUCAUCACGUCCAAGCACGAGCCGAUCGACCACAUCGGUGAGAACUGCUGGGACGCGUGCGGCGGCAAGGGAGGCCUCUGCCCCGGCUACUGCGGCGCGCUCGGCGCCUGCUGCAAGGCGCCCUCCGCCGACGCGGCCCUCGGGCACGAGCCGGGCUGCCCCGACCACGGCACAGACCCGGACUGGCACUCCUGCGUCUGCGCGGACAUGACCACGCUCGGCGACCACCAGGCUCUCUCCACAGAGCCGCUCCCGUCCUCCUCCUCGCCGCCGCACGGGGGCCCGGCGACCAGCCUGCUGCUCCUCGCCUCCGUCUCGGCCCUCCUCCUCGCCGCAGCCGCAGGCGUGGCUCGUCGCCGCCGCCAGGCGCGCGUGGCCGUCGACGAGUUGCUCUGAGAGGGGCGGCGUUUUGACGGAGGCCCCCCACCGGGGGCAUACAAGUCACCCAGAGGCAUGUCUCAACGUGUGGCAUGCCCAUGGUGAGACAUAGACGCGAGCCGCCUGAGCCGUCUCAGUCGGGUCUUGCGCGUUGGACGUCAUAUUCCUCUGCGGCUCUCUUAGAGUCGCAGGAUCGCAGGCGGCAUCUAGGUGCGUGGUGUCUCAAGUGUCAUGAUCUCAUGUGGCGGAUGGCGACGGGGGCGCUGGCCGCUGGGGAUGUGGAGGUGUUGGUGUAGUACGCUCUAGCCGCACAAGCCACCAGUACACGUACACGGACCUUUCGUUACCACGACACGGAUCACGGUCAAACGCGGAGUCAGACUGCUGUGCAAAAAAAAAGAGUGUGUGUGUGAGUUCGUGCUCUCUGUACAAAAGCGGUUAAAUU